AUGGCAGAUUCCCAGCGCGCAUCCGUCCCCCGCUGCUGGACCACCUGCACCAACUUCUUGUGCUCCCAAAAAGGAAGUCUCCUGUUUGCUGAGAUUAUAUUGUGCCUGGUGAUUCUGACCCUCUUCAGUGCCUCAACAUCAGGAUAUUCCUCUCUGUCAGUGAUUGAAUUGAUCUUUGCAUCUAUCUUCUUUAUCAUCUACAUGUGUGACCUGCACACCAAGAUACAAUUCAUUCACUGGCCUUGGAGUGAUUUCUUCCGAGCCCUCAUAGCGGCCAUCCUCUACCUGAUCACCUCCAUUAUUGUCCUUGUUGAGAGAGUAAACCGCUCCAGAAUCAUUGCAGGGGUACUGGGCCUAAUCGCUACAGGCCUCUUUGGCUAUGAUGCCUCUGUCACUUUCCCGUUGCGAUAA
Messenger RNA from Hippopotamus amphibius kiboko, 411 nucleotides. RefSeq names its product proteolipid protein 2-like. The record is from RefSeq and is a predicted model, not a curated record. The coding region runs from base 1 to 411 and encodes 136 amino acids. Gene Ontology annotation, cellular component: membrane. The transcript has a single exon. Lineage: Eukaryota; Metazoa; Chordata; Mammalia; Artiodactyla; Hippopotamidae.